Molecule: messenger RNA, 1154 nt
Organism: Kickxella alabastrina
Lineage: Eukaryota; Fungi; Kickxellomycota; Kickxellomycetes; Kickxellales; Kickxellaceae
Exons: 1
Coding region: 272-937 (221 amino acids)
Source: RefSeq, a predicted model, not a curated record
UCAAUAUUGAAUGCGUUUGUCGGAGUAUGUGUGUGUGUACUAAAGUGGUUUUAUGAGUGAGAGCGAAGCGGAAAAGAUGGCUUUGGAGCACAACAAUGCUUUUUCUCCUUCUCUUCAGUCGUGAGAACCAGAAAGGGGAUCCAAUAUAUCAGGCAAAUGCAAUAUUGUAAAAUGAAAAUGAAAACGAAAGAGAAAAAAUAUUACUGAGAUAUAAAUGGAGUAUGGAAAAAUGAGGGUGGUUCUUCACACGCUCGGAUAUAUGUAUGAAUGAAUGUAUGAAUGUAUGCUGUGGAUAUAUCCUUGUCGACAUCAAAGUCAAAAUAAAAAGUAUGUAUAUGCGCUAUCGUAUAUCGCCAGAGGAACCAAAGAAAAAAGAUAUACAGGCGGUUUGUGGUACCUUUGCAAUAACGCUGGCCAUUGUAAAAUAACCGUGCGUUUAUUUGAUUCUAGUCAACUGUGCUGCCAAUGUAAACAAAAUAUAUAUAGAAAUAUAUGUAGAGAAAUAAAAAGAAGAAAAAAAAGAGAAAAAAGAAAAAUUGUGUAUACAGAGGAAAAAACUAAAAAAAGAAUACUGCGGCUAGGGAAACAAGGAAGAGAAAUAAAAAGGGGAGAAAAGAAAAUGCCAAAAAAAAGAUAUCUUUGGAGAAACCAAAAAAGAAAGAAGAGGUCAGAAACGUCAACAUAUUUUUUUUGGGUUCUGUUUUUUUCUUGUAUUUUUUUCCUACUACAUUUAUUAACCGGGCAGGGAACCCUUUCUUCGUUUCUUCGUCUCCAUCCAUUUCUGUCCCCUCCUUACAGCCUGAUCACGCAUGCAAAUCAACGUCUAUUAACGCUGCUUUAUCUUUUAGAUAGCCAAAUCCCAGUUGCCAACGUUGCUACACCCAUUAUUGAUGGCACGGCACAAUUCGAAACUGGCGUGGCUCCCUCCUAUGGAUGAUGUGGCUUUCUCACCUAAAGAAACAGGGCCUGGAACCAGACGGGGCUUUUGGAACAGAGACAUUGCACCAAGCCUAAACAUGCGCAUCAUCUUCAACUGCUUCAACCGCUCCAGCGAGGGCUUGGGGAUUCCUGUUCGGUUCACUCGAUCAAUGACAAAAGACGAUUAGGACAAAUAUGCGCAGAAGUGAGAUAGCCAGCUCUUUUUCUACCACAUA